CUGAGAACUGGGCAGUGCGCGAGCUGAUGACGAAAGCGGAAGUGCUGGGGCCAGAGGCGGGACGAGAGCCCGGAGGGGCCCGGGAUUGCGGAAGUUUUGUGAGGAGGGUAAGGGGCUCUCGGGGCUCCGUGUGGUUUCGGAACAAAUUCCGGAAGGGAGGCCGCUGCUAGGGGGUCCGAGAGUCCCCAACCUGUGCUCGUUUGGGGCCACUCCAGGCGCCACUCGACGUCGCCGCUCUUGGUCCCGUGCCCUCGUUCCUCCGCAGGGAACCGCCUCGGGUCUCCGCCAUGGCGUCCACCUCGACCAACCUCCAGAAAGCAAUAGAUCUUGCUAGCAAAGCAGCCCAGGAAGACAAGGCUGGGAACUAUGAGGAAGCCCUUCAACUCUAUCAACAUGCUGUCCAGUAUUUUCUCCACGUAGUUAAAUAUGAAGCACAGGGUGAUAAAGCCAAGCAAAGUAUCAGGGCAAAGUGUACAGAAUAUCUUGAUAGAGCAGAAAAACUAAAGGAAUACCUGAAAAAGAAAGAGAAAAAACCACAGAAGCCAGUGAAAGAAGGACAGCCGAGUCCAGCUGAUGAGAAGGGGAAUGACAGUGAUGGGGAAGGAGAAUCAGAUGAUCCUGAAGCAAAGAAACUACAGAAUCAACUUCAAGGUGCCAUUAUUAUGGAGCGACCUAAUGUGAAAUGGAGCGAUGUUGCUGGUCUUGAAGGAGCCAAAGAAGCACUUAAGGAGGCUGUGAUAUUGCCUAUUAAAUUUCCUCAUCUUUUUACGGGCAAGAGAACACCUUGGAAGGGAAUUCUCUUAUUUGGGCCACCUGGAACAGGAAAGUCCUAUUUAGCCAAAGCCGUAGCCACAGAAGCAAACAACUCAACAUUCUUUUCAGUACAUUCCUCCCACCUUGUUUCCAAGUGGUUAGGUGAAAGUGAAAAGCUAGUUAAGAACUUAUUCCAACUUGCCAGAGAGAAUAAACCUUCCAUUAUCUUCAUUGAUGAAAUCGAUUCUCUGUGUGGUUCAAGAAGUGAAAAUGAAAGCGAGGCUGCACGUAGAAUUAAGACGGAGUUCCUAGUUCAAAUGCAAGGUGUUGGUGUGGACAAUGAGGGAAUUUUGGUUCUGGGAGCUACAAAUAUACCCUGGGUUCUGGAUUCUGCCAUUAGGCGAAGAUUUGAGAAACGAAUUUAUAUUCCUCUGCCUGAGGCCCCUGCCCGAGCUGCAAUGUUUAAACUGCACUUGGGGACCACUCAGAACAGUCUAACAGAAACAGAUUUCCGAGAUCUCGGGAAGAAAACCGAGGGUUACUCAGGGGCAGACAUAAGUGUCAUUGUGCGUGAUGCACUUAUGCAGCCUAUUAGAAAAGUGCAGUCGGCCACUCAUUUUAAAAAGGUUCGAGGACCUUCCCGAGCUGAUCCUAAUACCAUAGUGGAUGAUCUCUUAAUGCCCUGUUCUCCUGGGGACCCUGGUGCCAUUGAGAUGACGUGGGUGGACGUCCCUGGGGAUAAACUUUUGGAGCCGAUUGUUUCCAUGGGUGAUAUGUUACGAUCACUGUCUAGCACAAAGCCUACAGUCAAUGAACAUGACUUGCUGAAAUUAAAGAAGUUUUCUGAAGAUUUUGGCCAAGAAGGCUAAACCAAAGACAUGAGGAAGAUGUUUACCGUGUGUGUUCUUUCUGUGGAGGGAUUUUUGCCUUUCUUGGAUGGCAUUCAGGUUAUUUCCAGUAAAACACUUUUACCACAGGGAAACAUAGAUCUCACUUUGCGUUCCUCUACGUUUUAUAUGUAUUUUUGCUCUGUUACCAAUUAAAUGCUCUUAUUAACAAAAAUUAUAAAAUGAUGGGCUUUGAAGAAAUGAGUUCUACAUGAAUGGCAAAAAAAUAGAAAUUACCCAGUAAAAAGAGAAUUACAAUUGCUUGAGAUACAAAUUUUUAAAAUUGUUAUGAAUGGUGGUCUUUGUAAAAAAACAUUUAUCUUUCUUUUUUACUAAAAUGAAAUAGGGCUUAUAUCAUAUUUUUUAAAAAUUCUUAAACAUCUUUUUCACAUUGUAAAUUUAUUUAC
This is a messenger RNA of Myotis lucifugus (little brown bat), 2047 nucleotides long. It is a transcript of the gene VPS4B, whose product is annotated as vacuolar protein sorting 4 homolog B. Lineage: Eukaryota; Metazoa; Chordata; Mammalia; Chiroptera; Vespertilionidae. The coding region runs from base 288 to 1622 and encodes 444 amino acids. The record is from RefSeq and is a predicted model, not a curated record. Gene Ontology annotation, biological process: vacuole organization; endosomal transport. The transcript is spliced from 11 exons. Gene Ontology annotation, molecular function: ATP hydrolysis activity; ATP binding.